Molecule: messenger RNA, 2663 nt
Organism: Harpegnathos saltator (Jerdon's jumping ant)
Lineage: Eukaryota; Metazoa; Arthropoda; Insecta; Hymenoptera; Formicidae
Product: E3 ubiquitin-protein ligase COP1
Exons: 1
Coding region: 273-2363 (696 amino acids)
Biological process (GO): proteasome-mediated ubiquitin-dependent protein catabolic process
Molecular function (GO): protein binding; ubiquitin protein ligase activity
Source: RefSeq, a predicted model, not a curated record
CUAGACUGAGAGACGGUAUUGUACACAUGAUAUGAAGCACAAAUUGCUCGGCACAAGGAUUUCCUAGAAACACGCUGCACAUUAUAAGUGAAAAUAUAAUACUGCCUAUUCUAUGAUAAAUAUUUUUUCUCGCUUGACGACUCGAAUGCGCUCAUUAGGGAUAUUCCCAUGUUUGAAUUGAAAGUGCUACAGUGAACUUAUACUUUUAUGUUGAUUUAAUUAUAUUAUUUUACUUCAAGAAACUAACUAAAAUCAAAUAAGAUAUAUUAGUAAUGUCGGCUCUUGGCGACGGUAACAUGGGGAACGAUAGCAGCGCAGGGAGCAGUGGUGGAUUAGGCGAAGGUAGCGGUAAGACAAGCAAACAGCAACAACAACCGGCAAAUAUGUUACAAAGAAUCACCGGUAUAUUGGAGGAUAAGAGUAAUGAUUACUUGUGUCCGAUUUGUUUCGACCUUAUCGACGAGGCACAUAUCACACGUUGCGGACAUACAUUUUGUUACAGUUGUAUCGUGAAGUCAUUAGAAACCAAAGACCGUUGCCCAAAAUGUAGUUUCACGUUGAGCAAACAGGAUAUUUUCCCGAAUUUCCUAUUGCACGAGCUAAUAUUAAAGUAUAAAAUAAGAAGCAAAGGUCUCUCGCAGAUAGGCUCUUACGCAACGGAUGGUAGACGCAAAUCAGCAGGUACCGAUUCGCUGUCAUCUGCGUGUGACGGUUUGAGAAACAUCGUGGCUGCGGAAAGUGCUAAUCUCACUCUACCCGACGUGAAUGUAAUGUUAGAGGUGUUGACUCAACGGAAGCAUCUGCUUGAAGCGGAGACCUGUACGGCGCAGAAUAAACUGCUGCACGAAUUUCUGAAACAUUUGCUGCAACAGAAGGAGGAACAGAAGAAUCAGUUGCAAAAGGAGGUAGCGCUGAUCAAGAGAGACAUGGAAGAAGUGGAGAACAUUUUGAAGGACGUUCAGAACAAAUGUCCGCGAGUAGAGGAUCUGAAGAAAGUCAGCGAGCAUGAAACUGCGCAGGUGUCCGCUAUUAGAAAAGAGAUGCUCGGCCUUAUAGAUAUAAUAGACUCAAAUAUGGUGAAACCUAGCGAUAAGGCGGUCGGCAUGACCGACACUUUCUUCGCGAAUCAUCCGGGCGGGUCCGCUCAGAAACAGAACGAAUAUCAUCCGGGUGGUUCGACCUUGGCCAUACGACGGAAAAGGUUGCACGCGCACUUCGACGAUUUUGUGCAAUGCUAUUUCGAUUCGCGCGGUAAAGAGCUACUGCUCGGCCAGAAAUCGCAGUUAUCGCAAAAUGAAGCGCAAGCGCAGCACGGCGGUGCGCACAGUACGAGUUCUGGCUUGGAUGUGUUUCGUGAGAAUCUUGUCAAAUUCUCGCGGUAUAAUUCCCUGCGGUCGCUGGCUACGCUAAAUUACUCGUCGGAUAUCUUUAACAAUUCCACCAUUGUAUCUAGCAUCGAGUUUGACAAAGACAACGAGUUCUUCGCGAUUGCCGGUGUCACUAAGCGCAUCAAGGUAUUCGAUUACGGAGCCGUUAUACGAGACACUGUAGAUAUUCACUAUCCGUGCGUCGAAAUGGUCUCGAGUUCAAAGAUCUCAUGUGUUUCGUGGAACUCCUUCCACAAGGGAAUGUUGGCCUCUUCGGAUUAUGAGGGCACGGUGACUGUGUGGGACGCCACAACGGGUCAGCGCACCAAGGCAUUUCAGGAACACGAAAAGCGGUGCUGGUCUGUGGACUUUAACGAUGUGGACACCAAGUUGAUUGCAUCCGGCUCUGACGAUGCUCGCGUCAAAUUAUGGGCACUGAAUACGGAUUACUCCGUGGCGUCAUUGGAAGCAAAAGCCAAUGUCUGUUGUGUAAAGUUCAAUCCGCGCAGUUCGUGUCACUUGGCCUUUGGUUCCGCAGACCAUUGUGUGCACUAUUACGAUCUGCGCAACAUGAAGGAAGCGCUAUGCAUAUUCAAGGGUCACCGUAAGGCUGUGUCUUACGUUAAAUUCAUCAACAAGGAAGAAAUCGUGUCUGCCAGUACGGACUCGCAGUUGAAAAUGUGGAACAUUAACAAUCCACUUUGUCUGCGUUCCUUUGUGGGACAUGUCAACGAGAAGAACUUCGUUGGUCUUGCUACGGACGGUGAUUAUGUCGCUUGUGGAUCGGAGAAUAAUGCGCUCUAUGUAUAUUACAAAGGAUUGACGAAGCAACUGUUCUCGUACAAAUUUGACGCAGUGCGAAGCAUAUUGGAGUUACAAGACAGACGGGAAGAGGACCUGAAUGAAUUCGUGUCCGCAGUCUGCUGGAGGCAAAUGUCCAAUGUUGUGGUAGCCGCUAAUUCCCAGGGAAUUAUCAAAAUAUUAGAACUUGUUUGAGACAAUUAGGAAGAAUUGGUCGAACAAGUGACUGAAGGAAGCUCGACUACUUUUGAUUAAAAAUGGUCUGAAUGACCAUUGCAAAAAUAAAAAGACGAACCGAACGAUGUAAUAUAUGCGUGGAGUGUUAUUUAUGCAACAUUAAAGAAUUUAAUAAGAAUUAAUAAUUUUACGGGAAAGAGAAAGAAUUGAAUAAGAAUUAAAUAUUUAACAGAGAAAGGGAGGUCCAACUUUGAUAUUUGGCCUGAUUUGAUGAUAUUUAAAACAUUAUAUAUAACGCCAUAAUUUUUUUCUUUUCUC